Molecule: messenger RNA, 427 nt
Organism: Debaryomyces fabryi
Lineage: Eukaryota; Fungi; Ascomycota; Pichiomycetes; Serinales; Debaryomycetaceae
Exons: 1
Molecular function (GO): oxidoreductase activity, acting on the CH-CH group of donors, NAD or NADP as acceptor
Source: RefSeq, a predicted model, not a curated record
AUGUCUAUCCCAUCAAGCUACAAUAGAAUCGUUUUAAAUAAGGCACCAAUAAAGGAAGUGAACUUUAACUAUGGUGAAGAAUCGUCAACUUUUAGAAUUGAAGAAGUAUCUUUCGAUGAGAACUCCGUUAAAGACGGAGAGGUAGUUAUUAAAAUGUUGUAUUUGUCUAACGAUCCAGGUCAGAGGGGAUGGAUGCAGAAAGGAAUUGAUGCCGAAAGAAUGUAUUUACGAAUUUUGGAGAAUGACCCGAUUAUUACGUUAGGGCUAGGUGAAGUUGUGCUUUCUAAAUCAAGCAAGCAUUCGGUUGGUGAUAAAGUAACCGGCCGUUUUACGUGGCAAGACUAUGUAAUUGUCAAUGAAGAACGUAUUACAAGGACAAUUGAUGUGUCUUUAGGCUUGCCUUUAACUUCAUAUUUGGGUCCUGUUG